Messenger RNA from Anopheles coustani, 5176 nucleotides. It is a transcript of the gene RapGAP1, whose product is annotated as rap1 GTPase-activating protein 1. NCBI's taxonomy places the organism in Eukaryota, Metazoa, Arthropoda, Insecta, Diptera, Culicidae. Gene Ontology annotation, molecular function: GTPase activator activity. Bases 1703 to 4846 code for a protein of 1047 amino acids. The transcript is spliced from 8 exons. Gene Ontology annotation, cellular component: cytoplasm. The record is from RefSeq and is a predicted model, not a curated record. Gene Ontology annotation, biological process: activation of GTPase activity; regulation of small GTPase mediated signal transduction.
UCGUAGUUUUGUUUUUCGCUCCCCUCUGUUAAUGUAAUAUUCAAAUUGUGCGGGUAAAGUUAUGUGCAGAAUGUGACUUCAUCCGGGCGUGGAUCGUUUUGUAGAUCGCUGUAGCACUAGGGUCGCUUAGUAGGCACGCACUGGAUUUGUGUGCUUCUACUACUUCGUUGGCAACAGUUGGUUGUGCCCGACCGGCGUGUGCGUGUGUGCGGUAUGAAUGCAUGUUAAUUGUCCUUCUUUUGUCGUUAGUUGGGUGAUAGAAAAAAAAAAGCAACAGUCUAGUGUCCUCGACGCGAGUGUUUUCGUCCCAUCCCACAGUCAAGUGUAAGUGAAAUCCUUUAACAGCUUGUGCUGGUAUAAGUAUAACGAGUGCGUCGGCCUGCUUGCCGCCGCUUAUUUAUCAGUAGUACAGCGGCGUUCGUUCAAAAUACUAGGAAGUAGUGUCUGGUGGAUUUGACUACCUGUGAAAAAAGGUUUUGUAUUUGGUGAAAUUAGUGCUUGCGAUUGGAAGAUGCUGUUGCCCGCACUUUGGAAACGGAAGGAUAAGCUCGACAGUGUGACUUGUGUGGUACUGUAGCUACAGAUAUGCCUUAGUUGUGGAGAAAGUGUGUAAGCAUCAAAAGUCUUGUGAGGCGAUGAAUGUGCGACGACAGUGACCUCGAGCGCCUCGAUUGGUCCUCCAGAGCAGUGUUGCAAACAAACCGUCCAAGGACUGUCUCAGGGUCAAGGCCUGUUGCACCAGCACCAGUAUCAGUCCGGGAUCAAAACGGACGUGACUUCCAGCCGAAAUUACGCAUUGGCAGCCAGAAGAUUGCGGCGCGCUACCUUGAGCGGAGAAGGUCACCGUCAUAAGUCGUGCGCGAGAAAACGUCCAAAGAAGUCUGCCUCAAUCUCAAUCCACCCAACGCGCGCGUGUUCGAUCGAAUCGACACCAGUCUCCUCCGACGCCGUGUCCUUCGACGGGGCAAUAACAAACACACGAGCGAUCGAUGAAAAUCGUCCGCCAGCCGUACGGAAAACUGUAGCUGGUUAGAAAAAGUACGCAACCACGUAACAACGCCGCUUCCAAGAAAUCCGCUAACGACCGAAAUGAAAGUGCAACAAUAAUAAUUAAUGCACCGUUCGACGGCGCAGACGAAUGUGAAACGGAUACGGUCGCUCGGUGUGUGAAGUGAGCGAGAGAGGGAGUGGAGUCGAAAUAAAUCCAAAACCAUCCCAUCCAAAUCCUGCACACGUGUUUAUGGUUUGAGGCGCGUUUCGGGGUGAGAUAACAUAGCCCGUGAGUCGUGCUCUCGCGGAUCGAAGUGAACAGGAGGAGGAAAAAUAUCGAAAUCCAAAACGCAUUUAUUGCACGAAAAUUGCACCCGAAUCGGUCGGCUUUGUGUGAGCCGUGAAAAUUGAGCCGUCGAAAGGUGUGGGCCUCGUGUGUGACCAAAUAGUGUUUAAAAAGUGUGUCCAACGCGCACGUGGUGUGUGUGUGAAAAGGGUGUGUAUGAGUCCACCGUCCGGAGAAAAGGCCUGAUCACGAGGUGUGAAAUUAAUUGCUGGUGCUUUUAGAUGUGAUCUCCAGCACAAGUGUGUGAACGUACACGGUAUUAAUAUAUCGCUGAGCUGAUCGAGAGCAACAAGUGCAAGGAUAAGAAAACCAUCAACAGCACCAACCACCGCCACCCCCUUACCCGCGGUGACAUUGUUUCCGAAAAUGUUGAAAAUUCAAAUGCUCGAACAGAUCGUGACGAACGAGAACGUUAUCGACGAUGACGAUCACCGGCAGGCCGGGGGUGGUGGCGGCCGGAGUAGUGGCGGUUUGUCUCCGGGUGUUGGCCACCUGGCACCCAGCUCCACCCCCGGCAGCGCCUGCCUCAGUCCGGUCGCGCCAAAAAACUCCCCGCUGGCGUCGACAUCAUCUUCCAGCGGAGCGGACGACGAAACGCGCAGCCUGAACCGAAGCGCACGCUUAUCACCACAAGGGCGUCAACAUAUGGGCGGGUGGACGACGGCAGCGGCGAACGCGAAGCAGAAUGGUCUGUCCGCGACCCCGGGUCCGACCAGCAAGAGCGCCACGACGAGUCCGGAUCGGUUGCGCGGAGCCACACACGAUCUGUUCGAGCUGCUCGAGCGCGUCCAGUGCUCGCGCCUCGACGAUCAACGCUGCGUCCUUCCAUCGUACUUCACACAGGUGCGUACCGUAAGCACGGGCACGAAAACUCGAAUGGUUUGCAUUAAUUCUCGUGGUGGCGAUGAACGAAUCACAAAUCCGCACGCAAACGGCAGCGCCGGCAGUGAGUCGAGUAACAACCUUACCGUACAAAUACCCCAGUCCAUGGGUGGUGGUGGUGGAGGAGGAGGAGGAGCGGGGAACACGAGAUCACUUCUGCGCCACUCGAACAGCAUGUCCUCGAAUCCGCACUCGACCUCCAACUCGACGCCGGCCUCGCCGCAUCUGCUGUCGAACAGCUCGAGCGUCCACCUGCAUCACACGCUGUCGGCGGGCGGGGGCAGCAACGGAGGGCUGCACCACCACCAGCAACAACACCCACAGUAUCAGUCGCAGUCGUCGGUCAGCUCGCAGUCCUCGUCGAUCAUCUCGACCGUGCCGCCCGUCCAGCGGUUGCUGGAGGACGCCCUCGGCAAGCCGGGUCCGCAUCCGAUGAUCGUCGUACCGAGCAGCGGCGGGUACUGGGUGGACGGGACGGAUCACGACGCGUCGUACGAGGUACCGGCACACACGACUUGGCGGGUGGGUAAGAUCGAGUCGGACGACACGGCCAAGUGCUACCGGCGGUUCUUCAUUUCGCGCGAGCACUCCAACCUGGUCGGGCACGACGAUCAGCUCGGGCCGGUGCUGCUCUCGAUCAAGUCGGAGAACGUGGCCAACCAGGACCACAUCCGGAUACUGUUGCGACUACGAACCGGCACCAUGCACGAGCUCAUUCCGGCGUCCUGCCUUGGCAGCAACCCGUCGCCGAUCAAGAUGGCGCGCUUGUUGAACGAGCAGAUCAACGUGGACACGUUCAUGCCGGUGCUGUGCCCGAAGGCGUCCUCGCUGAUCGCCAGCUACGACGAGCAUGUGCUCGUGACGAACUUCAAAUUCGGCGUACUGUACCAACGCUUCGGGCAGACGACAGAGGAGGAGCUGUUCUGCAACAGCGAGAUGACGCCGGCGUUCGACGAAUUCCUCGAGCUGCUCGGGCAGCGCAUUCGGCUGCGCGAUCACAAGGGCUACCGCGGGGGGCUGGACAUUCAGAAUGGCCACACGGGCGACACGGCCGUGUACGACGUGUUUAAGGAGCGCGAGAUCAUGUUCCACGUGUCGACGCUGCUGCCCUACACGGAGGCGGAUCCCCAGCAGCUCCAGCGCAAGCGCCACAUCGGCAACGACAUCGUGGCGAUCGUGUUCCAGGAGGAGAACACACCCUUCUCGCCGGCCAUGAUCGCGAGCCACUUUCUGCACGCGUUCAUCGUCGUGCAGCCGAUCGAGCCGAACACCCCGAACUGCCGGUACAAGAUCUCGGUCACCGCACGGGACGACGUGCCGUUCUUCGGGCCGACCCUACCCCAACCGUCAGUAUUCAAGAAGGGCCCGGAGCUGAAAGAGUUCCUCCUGACCAAGCUGAUCAACGCCGAGAACGCGUGCUACAAGGCGGAUAAGUUCGCGCAGCUCGAACUGCGCACCCGUUCCUCGUUGCUGCAGAAUUUGGUCGACGAGCUGAAGGAAAAGACGCGCGAUUUCCUUGGCGCUGACGUGCUGGGCGGUGGUGCGCCCACCUCGCCCACUCCGGAAACACCAAAGUCGGAGGGAGGCUUCACGGGGGCCCGCUUCAUCGACACGGUACGGAAGGCACUGAAUGCGCGGCUUCGAUCGCAAAACUCCGACCCAACCAACAACGGAAGCAGCGGCGCUGGGAGCGUCGAGUCCAACAGCAAACAUCACAACUCGAUGAAGAAAUCCAAGGAUGGGCUGGGGAUCGUAUCCGACACCCCCUGUGGUCCUGGAGGAGCUGUCAACAUUGGCCGUUCGUUGUCGAAGAGCAGCACGACUGGGUCACGCAAAUCACCGAACGACUCGGUUGCAUCCUCGCCGGACAUCACCUCCCGGUGUUCGAUCAAUCCCAACCUUACCAACAACAACAACAGCAACAGUGCACCAAACAACAACAACAACAACACGAUCGGAAAGAAUCUCUCCAACGGAGCAGGAAACAACAACGGUGCCGGCGGGGGUACGAAUGGCGCCGGUGGUGGAGCAGGCACCAACAGCAAUGGCCCAGUGGCCAUGUCCGAAACCAGUGACGAUUCCAGCCUCAACAGUGUCGAUCUCGAUCCGAUGGUUUUUCUCCCCACGGUAGAUGCGGGCGCGACGUACAUCGACAGUGACACCGGCCUGGAAUCGAUGUCGUCGGCCGAUGCCACCACGAAGGCCUGCUCACUGUGCCUGGAUGGUACCGGUUCGACCAACGGCGGAGGCAGUGUGGUCAGCGUAAGCAUUAGCGGUGCCAGUGUCACGAUCGACGGUGGAAACCGAGAGCUGCGGAACAGCGGGGGAAGUGCGAGCUCCGGCACCGGUUCGACCGUCAGCACCACCGGCGGUAUGCUCGUGGGAGCGACCGGACUCACCCAAGAAGCGCUGCAACAGGUCGAGGGUAUGAAGCAAGAGAUAACUCGCUUGAAAUGUGAUAAACUGGAUCUCCUUCGGCAGAAUGUGACCUGCCAACGUGACAUCAAGCGUCUACGUGAACGUGAAUUAUCGCUACAAGGUGACCUGGCAGCCGCUGGCAAAGAGAUCCUCCGAUUACGCGAUCUCCUGAAAGAGUGCUUACCGGCAGCCGUCGCAGAUCCGAUCUAAAUCCCCUCGGACGGAUCCCUGCAAUCUCUCGAGCUUCUGCUACCGAUGAUAGACGAAAGUAGUGUCUGUUGUCCGAUGGGAUUUGUUUCCCUUUCACCCAAACCCCCCCCCAAACCUAUCGUUAAGAAUCUUUCUUUUCAUGUACAGCCGUUUUGUUUGUAUUGUUUAAAGAGUAUCCGCUGUUGAGAGAUACGCUAAGAAGAGGACGGUGUUUUGCUGCAGAAACCAGCACGUCCAAGGAUCGAAAUUGCCUGUCACAAAUACACGAGGACGAGCAUCAGAAGCAGGUCGUUCGUUUUCCCCUUUAUCUAUUUAUUUCAGUUUUACUUU